Argentina anserina (silverweed cinquefoil) is the source of this 2065-nucleotide messenger RNA. Its product is annotated as zinc finger protein JACKDAW. NCBI's taxonomy places the organism in Eukaryota, Viridiplantae, Streptophyta, Magnoliopsida, Rosales, Rosaceae. The transcript has 3 exons. The record is from RefSeq and is a predicted model, not a curated record. Gene Ontology annotation, molecular function: DNA-binding transcription factor activity. Gene Ontology annotation, cellular component: nucleus. Bases 299 to 1696 code for a protein of 465 amino acids.
UCAUGGUUUUUGGUUUUUUCUCUUAGAAAUCAAAACUAACCAGACCGUCUUGUUUACAAGAGUCCGAAAGCUAUAGUAUAUUUUUUUAGUGAGAAGGGUUGCUUCUUUUGUUUAGAUCGAUCACUACUGCUCAAUACCCGCCCGACUUGGGUUUUCUCUCUUGCUGUCUUUUGGCGCAAUCGGACUGACUAUACUUAGUCUUGCGCUUCUGUUUGUUUGUUUGUACAGUUUCUUUGAGUUUCCAAAACUAGUGUUUGUCUGCGGCUAGAUUACAAGGGAACAGGUUUGAGAUCCAGAAAUGAUGUCCGGUGAUGGUUAUUCACUUAUACCUUCCUCUGCCAUUGAAGGGUUUGAUCAUCAAUUGAACCCAGAAAACCCUACUCAGAAGUCAAAUCCUGUUGUCAAGAAGAAGCGGAAUCUACCAGGAACACCAGAUCCAGAUGCCGAAGUUAUUGCCUUAUCUCCCACCACACUUAUGGCAACGAACAGAUUCAUCUGCGAGAUAUGCAACAAGGGUUUCCAAAGGGACCAGAACUUACAGCUUCAUAGAAGAGGGCACAAUCUUCCAUGGAAGCUGAGACAAAGGACGAACAAGGAUGUGAUCAAGAAGAAGGUGUACAUUUGCCCGGAAAAGACCUGUGUCCAUCAUGAUCCUUCUAGAGCUCUCGGGGACCUCACCGGAAUCAAGAAGCAUUUCAGCAGGAAACACGGCGAGAAGAAGUGGAAGUGUGAGAAGUGUUCAAAGAAAUACGCAGUUCAAUCGGAUUGGAAAGCUCACUCCAAGACGUGCGGGACUCGAGAGUACAAGUGCGACUGUGGCACUCUAUUUUCCAGGAAAGACAGCUUCAUCACACAUCGAGCAUUUUGUGAUGCCCUAACUGAAGAGAGUGCUAGGCUCACUUCAGCUGCCGCAGCUGCUACAAAUCUUAACUUCGGAAAUGAUCCUACAGUAAACAACACCACGAUUAAUUCUCAAGCAGUUCAUGAUGUUUCUCAAAUGUCUCAGUUCGAGAAGCCUAGCAGAUUGUCGAUUUGGCUGAACCAGCAGCCGAACAAUCUGAAUGUAAUGGACGUGGCAGCCGCAAAUCCUAAUAAUCUUUAUGAUAUGGUGCAAAUGGGAUCUGCCGCUAGUCUUUUCGGGUCAAAUUCCAUGUCUAACUUCGGUGCUUCCACUUCAACAAGUUCGGCGAAUCUCUCGUUAUCAUCACCGAUGGGACUAAAAGAUCAAGAAGGAAGAAAUAUCAAAGCCAGUAUUUUAAGGAAGCCACCACCAGCGCCCAUGUCAGCCACAGCGCUUCUACAGAAAGCCGCGCAGUUGGGUUCUACUCGAAGCAGUAACCAGCCGCUUUCCGGCAGCAGCGUAGGCGUAAUGACCUCGCCUUCUUCCUCGAACACAUUGGACUUCAACAGCAGGUCAAAUGAGCUUAACCAGCUUUUUCAGCCGAGCAAUAAUACUUCAUCAAAUCUGGUUAGCUCAUUAAGCUGUUCAUCGAAUAGUUCUAGUCUCGAACAGCUCAUGAAACUUGGUGGCGCGAACUCGAAUGGGAUUGAUCAUCAGAAUAGUCUAACUCGAGACUUUUUGGGCGUGGGAGACCGUGUAACUCAUAAUAGGCAAGUCUUGCCACAUGAGCUAGCCAAGUUCGGCUUGAUUAGUUCAGCUGCUAUGGGAUUAAGUCCGUUCACUGGCAACCACUGAAGUCAUUAUCAGAAAUCAAUUAAACCGAGUCCGGCAUCGAUGAGUUGGGACCAAAUUGAAUAAAACCUGAUCGGUCAGCUAGCUAGGGACCGCAAAGCUGAAUAAGAGAGAGACCUAAGGUUGCGCUGCAGCCUGAGAAAAAUAGACCCACAGAGGGGUUGAGCUGCUCAGAUGGUGGCCCCGCCGGGGCAUGGCGGAAAUUACCGAACGAAGAGCGAUACUCCGAGUCAUGAUGAUGUGUAAACUAUUUGGACCCGUUUUGGUUGCUGUGUUCGUUGUUUUUUCUUCUGUAUGUUUAGCCUGCUGUUGUUUUAUGCAUGAUUGAAUUCUAUUUCUUAUCUUUUGAAAUGGACACGGAAAAUUACGUGA